Aspergillus welwitschiae is the source of this 3150-nucleotide messenger RNA. Its product is annotated as acetyl-CoA synthetase-like protein. NCBI's taxonomy places the organism in Eukaryota, Fungi, Ascomycota, Eurotiomycetes, Eurotiales, Aspergillaceae. The record is from RefSeq and is a predicted model, not a curated record. The coding region runs from base 1 to 3150 and encodes 1049 amino acids. The transcript is spliced from 4 exons.
AUGGCUCCCAAUGGAACAGUUCUUCGCAAGCGGCUUUUGACCACCGAGAUAGAUGCCAUCGCCGAGAGUAAUCCUGGAAGACGAUUCUGCGUGAUGCCCAGGGGCUCGGAGCUAUCAGAUGGCCUGCAAGAAAUCUCUAUCAAGGAUCUUGCCCGCGGAAUCAACUUCCUGUGCUGGUGGAUAGAAGCACAAGCUGGCACAAAUGCACCCGACGGGUCAACGGUAGCAUACAUGGGUGCCAAUGAUAUUCGCUACUUCAUCUUCAUCAUUGCUUGUCAUAAGACUGGCUACAAGCCAUUGCUGCCCUCGAGCAAAAACUCCGAUGAAGCUCAAUUGUAUUUGCUCGAUGAGACCAAGUGUAACCGGUUCUUUUACAGUGCGGAGCGGGAGCGCAAGGCAGCAGAACUCAAGCAGCUUCGUCCAGAUCUGAAUACCUUUGAAUUGCCAGCGCUGGAUGUUAUCUUGAACGGAGAAGAGGGCCUACGCUUCUACUCCUUCACUCAAACCUACGAGGAGGCUGAGGAUAAGGUCUUUCUAGUCGUGCACAGUUCUGGAUCAACAGGAAUGCCCAAGCCCAUUCCCCUGACUCAUGGCUACUUCAGCACUUUGGAUGCCAUUGCCUAUCUCCCUCGUCCGGGCGGUCGCAGGCUUACUAUCUUCUCUGAUCUCAGCCCGGAUAACCUUGUUCUCAGCGUAGUUCCUUUCUUCCACAUGAUGGGAAUCUUGGCUUUCACCGAGUCCAUUUUCCACUCUGUGUCCUUUUUCUACGGGCCGGAGAAGCCACUUUCCGUUGACUUCUUAACAGACCUUAUCAAAUUGGGUCGACCAACGACGGCGCUUCUUCCCCCGUCGAUCCUUGACGAUGUAUCCUUAUCAGAGGAAGCUCUCCUCACAUUAGGCACAAUGGAGAGUGUUUACUUCGGUGGUGCACCACUCUCAUCAGAAACAGGAGACAAGGUCCGCAAAUACACGAAACUGAUCACAGCACUGGGAUCCACCGAAACAAGUAUCAUUCCUUCCAUAGUCCCCGAGAAGGACGAAGAUUAUGGGUAUCUCGAAUGGAACCCAAAUUACGGCGCAGUUAUGGAGCACGUUGGAGAUGAUAUCUAUGAGUUGGUCAUUCCUCGCCCGCCCACACGCGAUUAUCACGGCAUCUGUCAUACGUUUCCCUCGUUCACAGAGUAUCACACCAAAGAUCUCUUCACACAGCAUCCCUAUAAUCCCCGACUGUGGAAGCAUCACGGUCGUCUAGACGAUGUUAUCGUUCUUAGUAAUGGCUUCAAGUUCAACCCAGUCAUUUUGGAGACCAUGAUCGAGGCGCAUCCUCUUAUCUCCCGAGCAUUGGUGGUCGGAAAAGGACAGUUUCACACUGCUUUGCUGGUCGAGCCAUACUGGGAUGCAUUUGACUCAUACCUUGACCCUAGUUCCUUUAUCGACGAUAUCUGGCCAGCAGUCGAUGAAGCAAACAAAACCGUAGCAGCCCACGGACGAAUCUUGAAAGACAAGAUCGCUCUUUCGAAGAGGGACAGGCCAUUCCAAACUACCCCAAAAGGUUCGACGCGAAGAGCUGCUGUAAUUAAAGACUAUACUGAUGAGAUUGACGACAUCUACACCACGACUGACGAGGAGACAGUUGAUGUGGACGAGCUUCCAGCAAGUCUAGACCUUUCUAAUCUGAGUAGAUACAUUCACGACUUGUUUACGAGGAUUUUCCAGCGAUCCGACUUUGGUCCGCAGGAAGACCUCUACAAACUUGGUCUCGACUCGUUACAAACCAUCCAGGUCGCGAAGUAUCUGCGCAGCGCCCUACAUCUAUUCCGCGAUGGUGCCGGCUCAGACGAGCUGACGACCCAAAUGGUCUACGCAAAUCCAACCGUGGAAAAGCUGGCACAAUUGGUUCUGCGGCUGCUGAACGGUGAUAACGCGACAGAGAUCUCCCACCCCGAGAAGCUCAACACUCUUAUUGAAAAAUACACCUCCGACUUACCAACCCAGGACUUCAUUUCACGUCAGACUUCAAGCACACCUACAAAAUCUACAGUCAUUCUUACAGGAUCCACCGGUUCGCUGGGAACCUACCUCCUGCACACCCUUCUCGAAGACCCGAGCGUCGCCAAAGUCUACUGCUUCAACCGCAGCGACGCCCAGUCCAAACAAGAAAUUAUUUUCCAACAAAAGGGUCUUCACAUCACUUCAACUGCCCUCAACAAGGUGGAAUACCUCACCGUCCCCUUCAGUGACCCACACUUUGGUCUCUCCUCGGUGAAAUAUGACGCCCUCCUCACCACCGUAACAACAAUAAUCCACAACGCCUGGAAAGUCGACUUCAAUCACAGCGUCGACUCGUUUGAAGACCCGCACAUCCGCAGCGUGCGGUACUUCAUUGACUUCAGUCUCCGGAGUACUCAUCGUGCGCAUAUUCACUUCAUUUCAUCAGUAAGCACUGUAGGCGCCUGGACCUGGGACAUGGGAUCAACGAUCCCUGAAAGCCCACUCGAAGAUAGCAAGGCAUGUCCAAGUCAAGGAUACGGGGAAUCCAAGUACAUCUCCGAGCGGAUAUGUCAUAAGGCAAGCCGCAGGUCGGGCGUCCCGACUACCGUAUAUCGCGUGGGACAGAUAGCAGGUCCGACCACAACAAAAGGUCUAUGGAAUCCCCAGGACUGGCUUCCUACCAUUAUCAAGACAUCAAAGGCGAUAGGACUGGUCCCGAAUACGUUGGGUUCGAGGGUUGUUGAUUGGAUUGCCGUGGACACACUCGCCCGCAUAAUCACCGAAAUUAUCCACACCCGCGCUUCUACAACUGAUCCAUUUUCCCCACACGCAGUAUUCCACCUCGUCAACCCAUCAAAAACAACCUGGGAAGCACUCGUUCCUACUAUCAAAGAGGUAUACCCGGACAUGAAGCCGGUGGCUUUCGCAACGUGGGUCAAACAUCUCGAAGAAUUGGGCGUGAAAGACCCAUCGGAGCAGGAUAUCGCAGAGAAGCCUGCUCUCAAGCUAUUUGAAUUCUAUCGUGGGUUUGCGGAAGAUACUACGCUUUUGGUGCCACUUGAGGUAGAUAAGUCAAAAGAGGCAAGCGAGACUAUGGCUGCAUUGGGACCCGUUACGGGAGGUGAUAUGAGGAAUUGGUUGAAGCAGUGGUCGUUCUAA